This is a messenger RNA of Cylas formicarius (sweet potato weevil), 1346 nucleotides long. Its product is annotated as ferrochelatase, mitochondrial. The record is from RefSeq and is a predicted model, not a curated record. Bases 145 to 1287 code for a protein of 380 amino acids. Gene Ontology annotation, biological process: heme biosynthetic process. NCBI's taxonomy places the organism in Eukaryota, Metazoa, Arthropoda, Insecta, Coleoptera, Brentidae. The transcript has 6 exons. Gene Ontology annotation, molecular function: protoporphyrin ferrochelatase activity.
AAUCACAGCAGAUUGCUAUUUUACCUUUGUAAAUUUAUGCAUUUGAUUGACAUAACCAAAAAAUGGUAAACACUUAAGAAAUUAUGUUUUACAUUUAAAAUGUAGUGGCACGUCAUCAUUUACAGGUCAAAUCACAGUUCUACAAUGUUAACAAAAAUAUUUGUUAGGUACUGUCCCCUAUGGCGAAGAUAUUAUUCAAAUUCCACAAAACCGAAAACAGCAAUAAUUUUGUUAAAUAUGGGAGGGCCGCAACAUAUUCACCAGGUUGGUGAUUACUUACAUCGUAUUAUGACUGAUCGAGAUGUUAUUCAGUUUCCAUUUGCACAAAACAUUAUUGGGGAAUGGAUUGCCAAAAGGCGGACUCCUGAUGUGCAAAAGAAAUACCAAGAAAUUGGGGGUGGGUCUCCAAUCUUGAAAUGGACUACACUACAAGGAGAUCUGUUGUGUAAGCAACUGGACAAAGAAUCCCCUGAGACUGCCCCCCAUAAGGCUUAUGUAGGCUUUCGUUAUGUUCCUCCUUUUACUGAGGAUGCACUAGAGGAAAUGUUAAAAGAUGGAGUUGAGAGGGCCAUAAUAUUUUCACAGUACCCUCAGUAUAGUUGCGCUACUUCCGGGUCAAGUUUUAAUGUUAUAUAUAGAUAUUUCAAAGAGCAUGGCUUCCCCAAGGGGUUAAAGUUUAGCAUUAUAGAUAGAUGGUCGGUUCACCCACUUCUAGCGCAAUGCUUUGCCGAUCUUAUUCGCAAAGAAUUGCAUAAACUGCCAGAGGAUAAGCGAAAGGAGGCAGUUAUAUUGUUUUCUGCACAUUCUUUACCCUUAAAGGCUGUUAACAGAGGUGAUUCAUACCCUUCAGAAGUUGGUUGUACUGUUCAAUUAGUUAUGUGGGACUUAAAAUACUGCAAUCCGUAUCAGUUGGUUUGGCAAUCAAAAGUCGGUCCUUUGCCAUGGUUAGGUCCUUUUACGGACGAGACUGUUAAAAUGUAUGGUAAACAAGGGAAAAAAACUCUCGUUGUAGUCCCUAUUGCUUUUGUUAAUGAGCAUAUUGAAACUUUACAUGAAUUGGACAUUGAGCUGGUCGAAGACGCAAAGAAGGCAGGCAUAGAAAUUAUCAGGCGAGUUCCAGCACCAAACGAUCAUCCGCUCUUCAUUUCUGCCUUGGUAGACCUGGUGAAGCACCAUUUGAAGAGCAAUUUGGCUGUCACUCCCAAGUUUCUAAAUCGUUGUCCCCACUGCGAAAAUGCCAUAUGCAAACAGAGCAAGGAGUUUUUUGCAGAAGUCUGCAAUUUGUAAUAUUAUUCUGUGCAUUGUAAUAUUUUUUUACUGGCGAAUAAAAUUACCAUGACAGUUUU